CGAGAGAGCAUGUUAGCUCACUUAUCGAUAACAAUGUGUCUCCGCCUUAACCGAUCUGGCAAAAUCAGCUGUUGAAGUCCAGUAAUUGUAAACAAACACUGUGAAAUCUAUAUAGGAAUUAACCAAUUAAAGUUGUGGCUGAAAAAAUGAGUCUUGGUGGUAGAAACCGAGGUAUUUUAGAUAAACCCCUUAGCAGAGGCAAAGGCGAGAUUUCCCUAAGUUGCUACGCCUUGUUGUUUUCUGAAGUAGUUCAAUAUUGUCAAAACAAGUCCCAAACUCUUACAGACUUACAAAAUCGUUUGCAUGAUUUGGGCCGCAGAGUGGGUGUGAAGCUUAUUGACAUAUAUUUUGUUAGAGAAAGGAAUGGUAAAAGAGAAACGAAACUCCUAAGCAUCUUACUAUAUGUUAAAUCAACAUUUUGGAAGGCUUUAUUUGGAAAAGAAGCAGAUAAACUAGAACAUUCCAAUGAUGAUGAAAAUACUUACUAUUUAAUGGAAAAAGAACCGAUUGUCAAUAGGUUUAUAUCUAUUCCUAGAGAUAAAAGUAGCUUGAACUGCGCGGUUUUCAUUGCUGGCAUCAUUGAGGCUAUUUUGACCGGAACAGGUUUUCCGGCCAAAGUUACAGCCCACUGGCACAAAGGAACAACUUACAUGAUAAAAUUUGAGGAAUCUGUCGUCGGCAGGGAUAAUCAAAUGGAGGAUAGAUAAUAAUUAAAAUAAAAUUUUAAACAGUAAA
Molecule: messenger RNA, 735 nt
Organism: Anthonomus grandis grandis
Lineage: Eukaryota; Metazoa; Arthropoda; Insecta; Coleoptera; Curculionidae
Gene: Trs31
Product: trafficking protein particle complex subunit 5
Exons: 4
Coding region: 147-707 (186 amino acids)
Biological process (GO): endoplasmic reticulum to Golgi vesicle-mediated transport
Cellular component (GO): TRAPPIII protein complex; TRAPPII protein complex; TRAPPI protein complex
Source: RefSeq, a predicted model, not a curated record